Molecule: messenger RNA, 1711 nt
Organism: Leucoraja erinaceus (little skate)
Lineage: Eukaryota; Metazoa; Chordata; Chondrichthyes; Rajiformes; Rajidae
Product: hydra actinoporin-like toxin 1
Exons: 3
Coding region: 916-1428 (170 amino acids)
Biological process (GO): monoatomic cation transport; pore complex assembly; cytolysis in another organism
Cellular component (GO): pore complex
Molecular function (GO): channel activity
Source: RefSeq, a predicted model, not a curated record
AGGCCUUCCUGAGAUGCCGUGGCAGUAGAAGUGGGAACCCCGCCGGCAGGGCCCGCAGGCUCGACUGACCACGAGACCAGGAACCCGGCCGGAAGGCAUGAAAGCUCGUCCAAUUGCAGCUUGUUGAGGGUAGCCACUGGGCCCAGACCCUGCACAUCCCCUGAAGACCAGUGAGGAGGGAGUUACUGGAGACAUCAGAUGCCAGGCGCAAGGGCCAGUGCAAACCAGGGUAAUUCCUCAAGCGCCUUUAAGGUCAGCUGCAGGGGGCGGCCCCGGGACGCAAAGAUGGUUGGGCAAGGAGACGGACAUCAAUUCGUGGGUCAAUCUGGUCGAAGGCAAUAUAGGAAGGCCCUCCAGGAGCCUGGGACUUAUUAGAUCGGGAGCUGCUCCAGUAAACUGAGCGCCCGGGCGGACUGGACUAUGGACGUGGAAAUGGCGCCAGAAAAUUGGCGGUGCCCGCAUGUGUAAAUGUGCAAAAAUAAUUUCACUGUUCAGUUGCACGUGUGACAAAUAAAGCUCCAUUGAACCAUAAAGCACACAAACACACACACCAGAGCACAAACUAUCACAAGCAAGCUCCAUCUUCGCCUCACCAAAUAGCAAUAUCAAUGUGUGCCCAGCAGAUGUCACUGGAUGUCUAUCUGUAACAGGAGCACUGGUUAAUUUACCCUUUGCCAGCCUUUCAAAUAAACAUCCCUUGAACUUUUACAUCUACUUGAUCUGAUGCUCGAUGAUUCAACACAGGUCAUAGCCCAAUGGUUUGUUUAACUUAGUUACACAAAGGCUGAUGGAUGUACAUUGACAGCUGAUUCUGCAACUUUGCUGCUGCUUCACAGAGGAAAAUGGUGGGAAUUUAAAGUUCUCUUCAGACACCAUAACGUCCACUUCAAUGGCCCAACAUACUGUUUUUACAAGAUGUCAAUAUCCAUUGAAGGAGUAUUGCAAAACCUUGACACCGGAAGAUGUGUAGGGGUUGAAAUCUACAACAAUAGUACGCAAUACAUUUUAACUGAACCUGAGACCUACAGUUACAGUGGCCGAGUGGCCGAUCCACCACCCCCCAUUAUUGACCGGGGACAGAAAGGAGUGUGUGUGUUCAUCAAGACUCCAUACACAACCCGCGGUGCUGUCGGGGUGCUGACCUACAAGUUCGGCAGCACUCAGAUCUCGCUGCAGGUUUCCAACCCGUUUGACUACAACAGGUACAGCAUCGAGUUUGCUCUGUAUGUCCCCGACUACUUCAUUGCGACUAACAAAAACCUAUACACCCAGAUGUACUCCGAGCUAACGGAGUCACCUUCCUUUACCAAGACAGCGCUGGGCAAGGGAAACACAGCACUGAACAUCACUAAAGGGAAGAUAUUGGUUUCAGCCACCAUGUCUAAUGAGCGGAAAGCUAUUCUCAAAAUAGAUAUCAGAGAUGCUUAACUCCCUGCAAAACCUCUUGUAUUAGAUACAAGUCCUUCAUUAUUUUAAUUUGAUCACUAACCAUUUUUUUCCAUUGUUUGUUAUCUUCUUACUCUAAUGUUGUGUUCUGAUCCCUCUGCCAUGACCACUGCUGGUAAUUCAUUCUAUAGUCUGUUAAUUUUUUGCUUGAAAAAUAAAUAGUUUAACUUCUCCUGUUCAGCAGGAGAUCUUAAAGUUCACUGUUGGUAAUUUGGCAAUUUUCUUUUCUAAUUGUAAUCACAUAUCUAAGGAUAAUAAAACUAUA